AUGCCAGGUUGUGGGCCAAAAAAUUAUCCUUGCAUACUUUGCAACAAAAGGACAAAGCCUGGUGAAAGACGGCCUGUGAAUAAAAGCACAAGAAAGAUUUUAAGAAGAAACUUUAUGACUGAGUGUAGAGAUGGAGGUGUUUUAUGCAGAAAAUGUAGGAACAAAUGUGAUGCAUUAAAAGAAACACCACAUCAGGCAGAGAAAUCAUAUGGACCAUCCUGCACAGCUCGGCCCAUACAUAGCCCUGUUGGAAAAAGUACUGUAGGAAGUAUCAAGAGUCCACCUUCUGUGACUUUAUCUUUACUAAGCAUAGUAAACAGCCAUGCUUACUGUGUUUUGUGUAGGAGACCUGGUCCCAAGCUAGUUGUGGUUUCCACACAGGCAAGGUUUAGCUUUUUCCUGGAACAGAACAUUCUAAUACCUGCAGGUUCUCGUUGUUGUCCAGCACAUAUAUUGAAUGAUGUCAUAAUCACAAAGACUAUAGAGAACCCAAUACCACCAAAGGACACAAGUUUUGUUAACAGAACUACCAUUAUGGAGCUUGUUGAGCAACUACGACAAGAAUCAUUAAGAAGAGGAUCAAAGAGAUUAGACUUUGAUGACCCCUCGUCAUUAUCAGAAAGAGAGUAUUUUACUCUCACUGGACUGAAGAAAAGUGAAUUCGAUGAUUUGUUAGCAUAUGUUGAAGCUGGAGACAUAAGGCCAUCAAAGUCAAGGAGUGUUAGAACCUGUUUAGCAAUCUUUCUGACCAAAAUGAGGACAGCUGUGGAUAACAAUAUGCUGGGAGUUUUGUUCAACAUGACUAAACCACAGAUUAGACGAGCUGUAUCCACCAUGAGACAAGCAAUUAGUAUCAACUUUGUCCCAAAUCACCUUGGUUUCAACCAUAUUAACAGGGAUACUGUUAUCCAUGAACAUACCAGACCCCUUGCCAAAGAACUGUUCUCUCCAACCCUCAAUCAGGCCAUAUUAGUGCUGGAUGGAACAUAUAUAUAUGUUCAGAAGAGUUCACAGUUUUCCUUUCAAAGGCGGUCAUACAGCAUGCAAAAACAAAGGCAUCUACUGAAACCAAUGAUGAUUGUUACAACCACAGGAUACAUUGUAGCUGCCAUUGGACCAUAUUUAGCUGAUGGGAAGAAUUCAGAUGCAAACAUUUUAAAGCACAUCAUUGGUUCAGACACUCAAGAAAUUAAGACUUGGCUUCAAGAGGAUGAUAUCAUGAUAGUGGAUAGGGGCUUUAGAGAUUCUGCUGGAGUGCUGGAAAAUCUUGGCAUUCAUAUGGAGAUGCCGUCCUUUUUACAAAAAGGCCAGAGACAACACUCCAUAGAGGAUGUCAAUAGUUCUCGUUUAAUUACAAAGAUUAGGUGGGUUGUGGAAUCUGUAAAUGCUAGAAUUAAGACGUGGCGCUACUUGGCAAGACAGCUUCCAAAUUCUCAGAUCCCACAUGUUGGCGAAUACGUGCGAAUUAUUAGUGCAAUCUGCAACAAAUACAGGUACACUUAA
Molecule: messenger RNA, 1503 nt
Organism: Saccostrea echinata
Lineage: Eukaryota; Metazoa; Mollusca; Bivalvia; Ostreida; Ostreidae
Exons: 5
Coding region: 1-1503 (500 amino acids)
Source: RefSeq, a predicted model, not a curated record